Messenger RNA from Mytilus trossulus (common blue mussel), 2129 nucleotides. RefSeq names its product myogenesis-regulating glycosidase-like. NCBI's taxonomy places the organism in Eukaryota, Metazoa, Mollusca, Bivalvia, Mytilida, Mytilidae. The transcript has a single exon. Gene Ontology annotation, molecular function: hydrolase activity, hydrolyzing O-glycosyl compounds. Bases 5 to 1999 code for a protein of 664 amino acids. Gene Ontology annotation, biological process: carbohydrate metabolic process. The record is from RefSeq and is a predicted model, not a curated record.
UUUAAUGUCCGGGAAAAAAAUAAAUGGAAGAAUGAAAGUUGGUAUCGCCUUGCUUUCAUUGAUAUUGCUUAGCGCAAUUGUUGGAAUAGUUGCCUGGCAAGUUGGACGAAAUGAUAACGAGGAACCUCAGAUUGCAGACGAGUAUGUUGUUGGGAAUUUACAACUUGAAAAAUAUACCUGGAAUUUUAAAAUUAAAAAAUCAAAUACAGAUGUUCGUCUAUCCGGACAAUUAGCUAAUACCGGAAGUAAAAAAAAUGUUGCUGAGGACUGUGGGAGUUCCGAUAAUGCUCUUUGUCUAGACUGGAUUGGUACAAAAGACUUACUUAUAUCUUAUAAUAAAUAUGCAUCUGCUGAGUGCUAUGAUAUACAUUGGAGGACACGUGCUUGCUCUGAUCAAAUUUUGUUAGAUUGUUUCGAUUUAGAUAAUGCGCACUGGUACGGUGGUUACGAGGAUUGGAACCAGUUCUGGCCUUUGGAGCAGACGACAAUGAAUCUCUCUGCUUUUGUUGCUAAUGAUUCAUACGCUAAACGCAUUGGAGGUGUACAGGAACGUUAUUUCCUCAAUUCACAAGGAGUAGGGAUAAACAUUAGUAGCGAUGUUCCGCUUUAUAUUAGCAUCAACCAAACGUCUGAUAAACAAAUAUGUCUGAUGGCUAAAUAUGAAAAGUAUCCAUAUACGAACACCAAAGGCGAAUACCCUCAUUUGUCUUACACAAUUUGCGUUGCUGAUAACGUUCGGAAGAUUCAUGAUUUUAUGUCGGCCUCAUUCUCCAAACCAUCAAAUAUUCCUGAUAGAAAAUUAUUCAAGUAUCCGAUUUGGUCAACAUGGGCUCAAUACCAUAAAGAUAUAAAUCAAACAACUGUGAUAGAGUUUGCUUCAAAUAUUUUAAAAUAUAAUUUUUCACAUUCACAAGUAGAAAUAGACGAUGACUGGACACCGAAAUAUGGUGAUAUGGUUUUUAAUGUCAAUAAAUUUCCUAAUGCAACGGAAAUGGUUAAACAACUAAAUGCAAUGGGAUUAAGAGUAACUAUUUGGGUCCAUCCAUUCUUCAAUAUUGAUUCAUUAACAUUUCAAGAAGCGAAAGAUAAAUUCUUUCUUGUAAGACAAUACGAUUCGCAAGUACCGGCCCUUGUUUCAUGGUGGGAUGGAGAUGCAGCGGGGAUUUUAGAUGUUUCAAAUAAGGAUGCAGUGCAGUGGUUUAUUAAAAAAUUACAAUUUUUACAGAAAACAUACAAUAUAAGCUCAUUCAAAUUUGAUGCAGGUGAAACAAACUGGUUGCCAAAUAUUUUCGAAACCGCUUACGACAGUCCAAAUUUCUAUCCAACUAAAUGGGCGGAGUUAGCUUAUGCCUCUGAUACUGACGUUCGACAUCAAGAAGUUCGAGUUGGUGUCAGAACACAACAUUUGCCAGUAUUUGUACGCAUGCUUGAUAAAAAUUCGAACUGGGAAAAUAAAAAUGGAUUAAAAACACUGAUCAGCACUGCAUUUACAUUCGGUUUACUCGGAUAUCCAUUCGUAUUGCCUGAUAUGAUUGGAGGAAAUGCAUAUGAAGGGAACAAACCAGAUCGUGAGUUAUUUAUAAGAUGGUUAGAGGCUACUGCACUACUUCCGGCAAUGCAGUUUUCUAUUGUACCUUGGCAGUACGACGAGGAAGUUGUCAAAAUAUCCCGAAAAUUUGUACAGUUGCACGAACAAUAUUCUGAUCUUAUAACUGAACUGGCCGAAGAAUCCGUUCGGACAGGGGCUCCUAUUAUUCGCCCUUUGUGGUGGAUAUCACCGCUGGAUAAAGAAUGUCAAAUAAUUGACUCCGAAUUUUUGCUUGGAAAUAACACACUUGUAGCACCUGUUUUAGAACAGGGAGCAAUUUCAAGAGACAUAUAUUUACCUCUUGGCAGAUGGAGGGCAUCAAUAGAUGGACUGGUUAUCAAAGGCCCUGAAUAUUUGCGUAAUUAUAGUGUGAAACUUGACGAACUACCGAUAUUUACUCGAAUAGUGUGACAACUGAAUUUAAAACAAGCAGUCCUGAUAAAUCCUUCAAAUACAAAAUAUAAAUGUUAAAAAAAACAGGUUCUUUUAUGAAACAGUCUUUAGAACUGAGGACAGGGGACUUUUUGUUUUGAUUUCUUGU